AUGCUGCGGGGCGAUUCAACGUUGAUGAGUUUAAGACAAAAAAUCCUUUGUAUAUGUGAUUCUGUGGCGGCUCUAGAGGAUGGCCAUGAACUGGAGCCUAUUGAUGACUCAAAGACUCACAUGAUACUCUAUCCAUCGUCUUUUAUAUUUAUUCAUGACACGUUCUACGUAGACUAUUCAAUGCCGCACUCGCAAGAUAUUUCAGCCCCUAUUCGAGAGUUUAUGGCCCGGAAGAAGUGUUUUGAUCCUGUCACAUCGAAAGACAUCUCAGGUGUCAAAAUAAUCGACCUGAAACUCAGAUUGGGUCAGCCGUAUGUUUUCCAACAUUCCGGAACUUGUGAGCAUCUGUUGAUAUUCCAUGAUCUGCGAUUGCUCGAGAAAAGUGAUGUUCAAGAUCUCGAACGGUAUCCAAUGGUAGUAUUUGAAAAGAAGGGAGAUGUUCGGUGCUCUGUUUGCAAAAGUUAUGCAGCGUUUGUUGUGGAAGAGUGUGAACGGUUACCAUCGCCCUAUAUGAUGUUUUGUGAUGGAUGCUUCCGAGAGUUCUUCUUCAUGCACGGUCACAAAAUCGGACGUUUCAAAGCUCAUCCUUAUAUGCCAAUCCAGCGGUUUACGGUCCUUCGACAAUAG
This is a messenger RNA of Cooperia oncophora, 627 nucleotides long. The record is from the annotation of a GenBank genome assembly. Lineage: Eukaryota; Metazoa; Nematoda; Chromadorea; Rhabditida; Trichostrongylidae.